AUGACUGGUGAGAAGCUCUUGGCAGAGGUGAGGUUGCCCCGCAGCAUCCCACGGGCAGAGCUGCGCGUCCCGGCCGUGACGGCUCCCCGGCCGGUGCUGAACGGGCUGUUUCCUUUGCAGGACCUGGAAAAGGAGAGUGACACGCCUCUGCAGCAGGUCUCCAUCGAGGAGAUCCUGGAGGAGCAGCGUGUGGAGCAGCAGGCCAAGCAGGAGUCGGAGAAGCUGAAAGUGCAGGCGCUGAAGAAGCGGGGCCUCUGCGUCCCGCGGGCGGACACCCUGGACGAGUAUUAG
This is a messenger RNA of Eurypyga helias (sunbittern), 291 nucleotides long. RefSeq names its product LSM1, U6 small nuclear RNA associated (gene LSM1). The record is from RefSeq and is a predicted model, not a curated record. Bases 1 to 291 code for a protein of 96 amino acids. The transcript has a single exon. Lineage: Eukaryota; Metazoa; Chordata; Aves; Eurypygiformes; Eurypygidae.